Messenger RNA from Cydia pomonella (codling moth), 3311 nucleotides. RefSeq lists its product as uncharacterized. The coding region runs from base 134 to 1540 and encodes 468 amino acids. Lineage: Eukaryota; Metazoa; Arthropoda; Insecta; Lepidoptera; Tortricidae. The record is from RefSeq and is a predicted model, not a curated record. The transcript is spliced from 5 exons.
UCUGAAUUUAAUCCCUAUCGUCUAAAAACUAUUUUGAUGUUUUCGCUAAGCAUGUUGUGUUAUUUGGUGCAGGUAGUAGCGGUAGCGGUGGCGGGUGGCGCGCUGGUGCGCGAGUGCGGCGGAUGGUGGCGGGAUGAGCGGCGGCGCGCUGGCGCUGACCGCCCUGUCCGGGCCGCCGCUGUCCGCCGCCGAGGCGCUCUCCUCGCUGCUAUGGCAGCCGUACGAGUGUCGCUCGCCGCCCCUCGCGCGCUCCCGUACCGACGGAGCCCUAGCCGAGAGAGGGGGCGCUCAGUCGCCGAGCGGCGGUCGUCAUGCGCGCGCGCCACUCUCGAUACCCCGCCACGAGAUGCGGCUGCCCGUUCCGGCCGAGGCGGUCUCGGUACGAGUCCCGGCCGAGGAUGUCGUGUCAAGUGUGAUAGUGCAAGUGCAGGAUGCGCCUGUCAGUUGUAAUGUAAACAGUGCGGUGCAGACGGAACGGGAGAGGAGUGUUGCUAGCGCGGAGUGCCAGACUGAGGAGCCUGCGCGACGACGCCGCACGAGGCGCGCGCGGGCGCCGCGGGUGCCGGAACUGCUGGAGAGCGUGCCUCCUCCCCCAUAUAGCACGCUGCCCCCACCGCAGCUGCCGCCACCCCCGGCGCACCCGCUGCCGCUGCCGGUGCCGGUGCCGCCGGCACCGAUCAUCGCGCCACAUCCCCCUGCGCAUAGGUUCCCCUUCCAGCCCAUCCCACUCAGAUCGGGCAGAGGCGCAGCGUACGCAUGUUCCGAAGGCGAAGGCAACGCUCCCAAGUCGUGCUGCGGCCGUCCUCCUCUCCGGCUAUGCGUGCUCUUCCUCGGCGUCGUCGGCGCAUGCUUGGUCGCCGCCGGCGCGGUACUCGGCGCCCUGAGGCCGCAUCCUAAAGCGCCGCUCACAUUACUACUACUAAUGAUAGGUAUAGGAGUCGUGCUAGUAACAGCAGCAGGGCUAGCAUGGCGGCUGGGUGCGCGCGACGCGCCGUGUGCGCUGCUCGGGCUGCGCCGCACCUCGUGUAGAAGGCUUGUACCCAGACUACCGCCAAGCUACGCUCGACCGCACCACCCGUACGCGGCCAUGCUAUAUCCAGAGUUCCACUAUAGGCCGCCGCCGCCGACGUAUCAGGCGUCUAUGCAAGAGUAUAGACUCAGGUUACUUCUCUUGGACAGAAGUGCGCCCGCGGUGUCGCCGCCCCCCACGUACAGAUCAAAUUCAGCUAGUCUAGUCAGAGGGUCCACUGGCGCUGCGUGGUGCGGCUCCGAGUACAGCGGCCCGCCCUCGUACCGCGCGCCCCGCGCCGACCCCCCCGUCACCACUGACGUCCUUCCUCUCUCCCCGCACGACCUCAAGUACGCCGAAGACGCCCUAGAACUACCCAAAACCGAGCAAGAAAAAGACCGCGACGAACAUCUGGUCACGAUAGUACACACGGACGCCCAACCGGUGAUCGUCACUGUAUCGGGAUCGACAGCUCUCAAUGAUACGCACAUACAACCUCCGACCGAAAUCGAUAUAUUGGCACAUUUAUAACGAACCACUAGUGCCGCGUGUGAUUCGAUGUGAACUAAGUGGACAUAAAGCGAAAAGUGAUCGUUGUGCCUCUGUGUAGGUACAUUUUCUGUUUUGUAAUUUUAAGCAAAUCAGAGUCUAGGCCACGUUUGAAAAGCUUUGUAUACUUUGAAAUGGUUUUGUAUUUUGAAAUAACAAUUAUUUAUUUCGUUUAACCUCUCGUGUGCCGCGAUUUUUAAUAGUUUCCUCGUACACAGAUCCUCGUUCGGGCAUACGAGCGCUUAAAUACAUUAUGCGUUUGAAACGUAGGCCAACUAUACUCAAGAGUCAAAACGUUGCCAGACUUAUUUUGUGUUUGUUAUCAUAUCAAAGUUGGAGGACAUAUUUUCAAUAAUAAUAUAAAGCAUUGAUAUUAUACAGCAUGGUAAGCUAACCAAUAUAAUAGGCGUAUUUGAUAACAUUAUAAAAACAGUCCCUUGCACCGAUAAGUCUGCGAGUUUGCAUUCUACAUAUAAUGAUUUCACGUACCUUUAUGUAGAUAAGUUUUGUGUAAAUAUUUUAAAAGUACGACGAAUGUCUGUUAGUUUAAUUAAGGUAAAUUUAUUACCUCAAGGAUCAUAUUUCAAUCUCAAGUCAAGGAGCUACAUCAUAAUAUAGGUAUAAUUGCCUGCCUGGAGAUUGAAAAAUCAACCUUAAACCAUGUGCCGUGUAAAUAAAAUGAUAGAUACAAAUAAUUAGAGCUAAUUGUUCAAACAAAGAUCAAUUAAUUAUUUAAACCAAAUCCUUUGCUGUAAUGUACAAGAUUGAAUACAGUGUUAUUUUAUAAUCGUGCCAAUGGUUUUCCUACGUUUAAUGUAAAUAUGUAUUCAUAAAUAAUUUAUAAUCCAGAUCUCGACUAACUAAGCCAAAUGAGUGACAUAUUGUUUUUGAAAGUCAUCUAGGUAAUCUUAUCUUUUCCUGGUCGAUGUUUCCGGUUGCAUGUUAAAGAAUUUGGGGAAGCCCGGCUGUUAUCUAACCUUCCAAACCAGACGAAUUUUCUUUAAUACUGCCUAUUUCUUAAUACUGUUUUCUUUCAUCAAGUCAUUUGGGAGCCUAUUCCACAAUUUAUUAAGAGUCAACAUAAUUAGAUUCACUCUAUUGAUUUAAACACAAUAAUAACAUUUCAACAGCAUGAUAUUCUGAUAAGUCGAAUUUGGCCCCUGAUAUGUAUAGGUAUUUAUACCAGGGGACAAUAUUCGACUUAUCAGAAUAUCAUCAUUGCAUUGGUGCGGUAUACAUAUAGGUAUAUAUAUCAAUAAAUAAUGAUGUUCCAUACACAAAGGGGGAAGGAUGUAUUCUACAUUAAAUAUCUAGUUUUUUUUUUUCAUAACAUAUAAACCUCGUACAUCUUGCUCCAUUUAUUACCGUUACCUUUUGUAUUAAGCCCGCCCGAGCGCGGGAUUACGUACUCUACGAGAUCAACGGAAGCAAUAUGUUACUAUAUUGGUUGCGACAAUGAGUUCGUCUUAAAAUAUGUAUUAUCCCAAACAUAAUGUAAUAAAUUUAUUUGGUUCCUGAGCGCCUUUUUUUUCUUUAAAUUUGAAAGACUCAAAAUUGCUAAGAUACCAGUAAAGAUUUAUUUUAAGUAGGCAUUGACUUGUACCAUUAAUUUUAUUAUUUAAUCAAUCACUGUACCUACUGUUACUGUUAAUAAAUUGUAACGUAAUAAAUAAAUAAUUAUUGUAUCGUUAGGAUGCUGUACAUAAAGUUAUUUGUAUUAUAAGAAAUAAAUAAAGAUCUUUAGUGAAUGAAA